UCUAAGCGUUGUUGUUCUUACCUUUCUUCUCUUCCAUCCACCAUAGCCAAGUUCUUAUGGCAGCAGCUAUCCAGUAAUCAAUCCUCCUUCCAUGAUUUCUAUCCAUUACUCAACCAAAACAACGAAUCAAUCUUCAAAUGCUGACAUCCAUGCAAAAUCCUCGUUUCUUACUUCAAUGUCGACGGGCGCAUCUUCACCGCCCAUCAAAAUCCCGUCGCUUUACAGCCAAAGCUAUUCAAACUUCCGAACUCCAAUCUCUAUCAUCUUCGCCCAUCACUUCCCCUCCAUCUUCUCAAAUCCUCACAAUCCAAAAAUCCCUUCUUUCGCGCCAAACAACCGCUGUUGAGUUGGCGGAGGACUACCUCAAUCGUCUCCACAGAACGGAGCCGUAUAUUAGGAGUUUCCUUCAUGUGUCUGAGACUGUGCUCAAGGAAGCGGAAGAGAUUGAUCGGAAAAUUGAGCGGAAUGAGACGGUUGGCCCAUUGGCUGGAGUACUUAUUGGGGUUAAGGAUAACAUUUCAACUGCUGAUAUGCCGUCGACGGCUGGGUCUAAGAUUUUGGAAGGGUAUAGGCCGCCAUUUGAUGCAACGGUUGUGAGAAAGUUGAGGGAGAAUGGGGCGAUUAUUGUUGGUAAAACUAAUUUGGAUGAAUUUGGUAUGGGUAGUACCACUGAAGGAUCGGCUUAUCAGGUUACUGCAAAUCCGUGGGAUUUAUCAAGAGUGCCAGGAGGGUCCUCAGGUGGCUCAGCUGCAGCUGUUUCUGCAAGGCAAUGUGUGGCAUCGAUUGGAAGUGAUACAGGGGGAAGUGUAAGGCAGCCUGCAUCUUUUUGCGGUGUUGUUGGAUUGAAGCCAACAUAUGGGCGAGUUUCAAGAUAUGGGCUAAUCGCAUAUGCUUCAUCGUUAGAUGUGGUUGGAUGCUUUGGUUCAUCUGUUGCUGAUACAGGGAUACUCCUUCAAGCAAUUUCAGGACAUGACUCACUUGAUGCCACAAGUAGUAAGCGAAAAAUUGCGGACUUCACUUCUCAAUUUGUUCCCAAGGAUUUGUUGGAAUCUCAACCCUUAAGAGGACUAAGAGUUGGUUUGAUACGUGAAACUCUUGGUGAAGGUAUUGAUACGGAAAUUCUCUCUUCAAUCCAGGAAGCUGUUUCUCAUUUGGAAGAAUUAGGAUGCUCAGUCAAUGAGGUCUCACUGCCUUCCUUUUCACUGGGAUUACCAGCUUAUUAUAUUAUUGCUUCUUCUGAAUCCUCUUCAAAUUUAUCGCGCUACGAUGGCAUCAGGUAUGGGAAGCAGGUUGGUAGUGAUGAACUUAAUUCUCUUUAUGAGAAAUCUCGAGCUAAUGGUUUUGGUUCUGAGGUUAAGUUGAGGAUUCUAAUGGGAACAUAUGCCCUUUCUGCUGGUUAUUAUGAUGCAUAUUACAAACGUGCUCAGCAGGUGAGGACAUUAAUUCAGAAGGGGUUCAAAGAGGCAUUGGAUCAAUACGAUAUUUUAAUUUCGCCAGCUGCUCCAUCUGUUGCUUAUAAGAUUGGUGAAAAGAACAAUGAUCCUUUGGCACUCUAUGCUGGUGAUAUAAUGACUGUUAAUGUGAACUUGGCUGGUCUUCCUGCCUUGGUUUUGCCUAGCGGAUUUGUUGGAUCGGGGUCAAGUAAUCUUCCAGUUGGUUGUCAACUAAUUACUUCUGCGUUUAAUGAGGAAAAGUUGCUUAAAGUUGGGCACAUAUUUGAGCAGACACUUCAAGCUCCUAGUUUCAUUCCUCCACUUAUAGCUGAUGAAUUUGCAAGACGCUAGCCACCAACAAAUAGAAAAUGAUAAGAAGUCCGUAAAAUGUUGAGAAUGAAGUUGUCUAACUGGUAUUCUUCCUUCAUUGUCAAUGUGAUCAAGAAAGAGAUAUACAUCGAUAUUGUUGUUCUUAACUUGAAAGUUGAAGAUGUUGAAGAUGACAGUUGUCUAAGUGGUAUUCUUCCUUCCAUUUAUUGAUGAACACUACCGAGGCUUCGGUGGUGAAGACUGAUUUGUAACAUUUUCCAAUAGUUUAGAUUUAUUUUACAUUUUUAGGUAUUCUCGUGAGCUCUAUUUUUUCUUAAUGAAAUGUUGUUUUAUUUUUGUGGAUGGCCAUUUUAAGGAUACUCCCAAAACUUAAUAAGAUUUCUAUUUAUUGAUGUUUAUGGAAGCAACCCAAUGAGAAAAUGAGAAAGGAAUCUACAAUGUGGUUUAUGUUGUUAAA
Impatiens glandulifera is the source of this 2220-nucleotide messenger RNA. RefSeq names its product glutamyl-tRNA(Gln) amidotransferase subunit A, chloroplastic/mitochondrial. Gene Ontology annotation, cellular component: glutamyl-tRNA(Gln) amidotransferase complex. The transcript is spliced from 10 exons. Gene Ontology annotation, molecular function: glutaminyl-tRNA synthase (glutamine-hydrolyzing) activity. The record is from RefSeq and is a predicted model, not a curated record. NCBI's taxonomy places the organism in Eukaryota, Viridiplantae, Streptophyta, Magnoliopsida, Ericales, Balsaminaceae. The coding region runs from base 138 to 1784 and encodes 548 amino acids. Gene Ontology annotation, biological process: translation.